AAUGAUGUCACUCGUCAUCACUUUCCAUCUCUUCCCAUCAGCGAACCAUAGGACCCUCCCGCUUACCGACGGUUUUUGACCAAGAUCUGUAUUCCAGGGAUGAAGGGGCGGGAUCCCAUGACGUUUGAUAGUCUGGGAGGAGAGGAGCCUUGGAUAGAUGAGCUCCGACGGUAGAGUAGCUGUUUUUGCCCGGAGAACAAUUUUUAUAUAAAGAGCUAUGAGGACCCGCGUUGGGAUCCCUUUUCAACAUCAAUAAUCCUCUCAAGUUAAAUUCAUCGAGCACUACCAAUCCAACAAUCUUACUGCUUAAAGAAAAGAAAAGCUUUUUCCCCCAAACAAACGUCAAUCAACAUGUCUGACACUUACCGCAAAGACUUCUCUACCCAGGCCAAGGAGGAAGCCGUUCGUUUUUCCCCACCUUCUUCUUCUGCUGCUCCCCACCGUUAGCGCGCCUAGCUGAUUAUAAUAUCCACAGAUGCCCGACUCCUCCAAGUCCACCAUGGACCGUGUCAAAGAGAGCAUCACCAACACCACUGAUAGGGCCGCCGCCGGCCUCCAGAGCGACCACCACAAGGGGAAUGCACAGGAGGCUUUCGACAAGACGCGCCGCGAGAAGGACCACCAGGAGGACCAUAGCGAAAGCCUUUUGGACAAGGUUUGUCUCAUACCGCUAGAUGUGACGAAUAGGGGGCUAAUGGAUCUGCCAUUAGACCAAGCACGCCCUCGGCGUUGACAAGCACUAAAAACGUGCGAGCAGCAAUCUAUCUGUAACGAAUGAGCCUUUGGGUUCCAGGAGUUCUUGGGGAUAUGUAUGAUGGAUUUGAAAUGUGCGAUUGUGUUGGGUUGGCGGGAUCUUACCUUUGCUAGGUUUUAAUAUGAUAUCUGUUUCGAAGAAUUGGUUUCCCGUG
This is a messenger RNA of Tuber aestivum (summer truffle), 908 nucleotides long. NCBI's taxonomy places the organism in Eukaryota, Fungi, Ascomycota, Pezizomycetes, Pezizales, Tuberaceae. The record is from the annotation of a GenBank genome assembly.